This is a messenger RNA of Pleuronectes platessa (European plaice), 2478 nucleotides long. It is a transcript of the gene ccn5, whose product is annotated as cellular communication network factor 5. Gene Ontology annotation, biological process: signal transduction; cell adhesion. Gene Ontology annotation, cellular component: extracellular region; extracellular matrix. The record is from RefSeq and is a predicted model, not a curated record. Gene Ontology annotation, molecular function: heparin binding; integrin binding. The coding region runs from base 1 to 1062 and encodes 353 amino acids. NCBI's taxonomy places the organism in Eukaryota, Metazoa, Chordata, Actinopteri, Pleuronectiformes, Pleuronectidae. The transcript has 5 exons.
AUGGACCGACCGCUGUGCCACUGGGUCACUGCCGUGGCCGCGCUGCUGUGUGCGGCGACCCAGGUGUUGUCCCAGCUGUGUGACCGGCCCUGCCUUUGCCCCAGUCCUGCCCCCCAGUGCCCGGCAGGAGUGUCACUGGUGCUGGACGGCUGCCGGUGCUGCCGGGUGUGUGCCAGGAAGCGAGGCGAGUCCUGCACCGAGGUGUUUCCCUGCGACGGCCAGAGAGGCCUGCGGUGCGACUACAGCGCCAGCUUCCCAGGAGACCCCGGGGAGUGUGUCGGUCUGGAAGAUCUGAGCUGUGAGGUGGACGGCGUCACGUACCAGGAGGGCCAGUCCUUCCAGCCCUCCUGCGACUCGUACUGCCACUGCAGAGGAGGAGGUGUGACCUGUGUGCCGGCCUGUCCCCUGACCGGCCGCCUUCCCUCUCCAGACUGUCCCGAGCCUCAACACGUCCGCCUGCCGGGGAAAUGCUGCAAAGAGUGGGUGUGUGAGAACCUGGAGAACACGGUCAUUCAGGACGCCAUCACAGCCAUGAGACCCGUCAGGUUGUGGCCCGCUCUGCCCCAGAAUCACCCUCUGAACAAACUGGUGCUGUCGGCCUCCAGCUGUGUGGAGCAGAGCACCCAGUGGAGCGCCUGCUCCCGGAGCUGUGGAGCUGGAGUCUCCACGCGGGUCUCCAACCAGAACCCGGCCUGCAAGCUGCAGAUGGAGACUCGGCUCUGUAAAGUGAGGCCCUGCAGCCGGGCAGCUCAGCCGGCGUCAAGCAAGCGUGUGUGGGGACGACAGGGGCGGUGCGAGGCCAGCUACACGUCACCGGGCCCCAUCCGGCUGGUUCACCAGGGCUGCUACAGCACCCGCGCCCACCCCCUCCGGUACUGUGGACAGUGCACGGACUCUCGCUGCUGCACACCGUACCACACCACCACCGCCGAGGUGACCUUCAGCUGCCCCACUGGCAGACUGCUGCAGCGAGCGGUGAUGAUGAUCCACUCGUGUGUCUGUCACAGCAGCUGCCCCUACGCCCCGUUCAGGAACCCUGCGCUGUGGGGUUACCGGCCCUGAUCGGCCCGGCCUGAGACACUCCACCGACUGACACGAGGAGAAACUGUGUUCAUCAUCCCCAGGAUCCACAGGAGGUGUCCUCUCAUCAGUGGACGCUGGAAGACAAUGACAAAAACCUUGUGGUGAAUCGAGCAAGUGACCAAAGUGACCUUUGCAGAUCAAAGCACUUUUUAAAACAAAGUAAAAAAGUGUAAAAACAAAACGGACGUGUCAGAGGUUGAAACAGGUUGAAAGAGUUCAUUCAGAUUUUAUUAUCAUUUUCCCUGACUUCAUGUCACCAAUUAAUCCGCCACCACAUCCAAUACCAGCGCAGACGGGUCCACUUUCAUCAGAACUAAUUCCAGUUGAGUAAUUUCAGUGGGUUAUAUUUGGCGGUUUGGCUCUGCUACUCCCUGAGCAGCAGCUAAAAGACCUCGGCACAGAUCAGACACUUCAGAAUGAAAAGGAGGAGCUGGGUCGGAGGCGGUUGUGACGUGGCGUCAAGGCUGGAAGAGUCGAGUCGAGAGCUAAAGCAGCUUAAAUAUGAGCUUUAGCAGCUGAUGUGCUGGACUGUGACUGAGCUCGACUCCAUCACUCCCCAGAUCUAACACAUCUUAUAAAACAGCUGCAAAAAGUCCAUAACCCAGAAAGUAGAAGUUAAAGGUUCUAAGUGGGUUUUUGAGAUUGUUUUGAAAGACACAUCAGUGCACUGAUACAAAGCUCCUCAGAGGGAACUGCAACCUUUUAAUUAAAGGGGCCUGAUCAUGAACUCAAAGUUUAGAGUAAAAUGAGAUAAAAGUACAUUUGACUUUUUCUUAAAGUAGAAAAUUGACUCUGAUUCUCCUGAUGUUUCACAACUGGAAACAUCAGGACUGAAGCAGUAAGUUUCAUAUAUUUGGGCCGAUUGAGUUUCAAUAAUUGUAUCGUGUUUUUUUCAACCUAGAAAAACCUAAACUAUGAGUCGAGGACAUUGAUCUCGAUGCUACUUUGGUCAUGAAGAUGUUUUUAAAGACGUAUUAACUUUGCUAUAAGGCGACGACGUCUCAAGUAACAAAUUAAUGAAUUAAAAAUGAGUAUUUGUUAGAUAGAAAUCCUGCAGAAUGACUCCAGCCUCUGUGUUGACAGAUCUUGUUUUCUGACUCGACCAAUCCAACUUUGAACGGGUGUGUCCGUGUACAUGUGUCCUAGUGCGUGUGCGUAUGUGUGUGUGUGUGUGUGUGUGUGUGUGUUUGUGUGUGUGCGUGCGCUUUCAGAUGAUAUUGCACUUUCUUUAUUUUACUGUUUUGCUGUAAAUAAUUCUGUACUUUGUAAGUAUAGUUAAUAAUGUCAAUAUUUUACAAAGUUCCUACAUUUGUCUUCCUGAUGAUUGUUAUUAUUCUAAAUUGAUGUUUUUCAUUUCCUUACUGAAGUCACACAUUAAAGUCUGAAAAGCCUUUU